Meriones unguiculatus (Mongolian gerbil) is the source of this 3079-nucleotide messenger RNA. It is a transcript of the gene Pwwp2b, whose product is annotated as PWWP domain containing 2B. Gene Ontology annotation, cellular component: nucleoplasm; nucleus. The record is from RefSeq and is a predicted model, not a curated record. Bases 443 to 2227 code for a protein of 594 amino acids. The transcript has 3 exons. Lineage: Eukaryota; Metazoa; Chordata; Mammalia; Rodentia; Muridae.
GUUCAGGGAGUGGCCCCGGGACAGGAUCAGGAAGGAGGUGGGGCUCGGGGUGGGACCCAGAGCAGCAGAGUGGGGGAAGGGCUCGGGCCCGGGGAGCGUCCCCGCUACCCCUCGGUUCCUGGCAAGGCCUCCUAGGGGGGCAUUCCUAGCCAGCGUGGCGGCAAGAUUAAUGAACCCUUCUCUCCGCCGGGUGGGGCCCCGCAAUGCGUUUCCAGCCCAGGUCUGAGAGCCGGCCGUGGGGCGCACACUGCGGGCGGACCGCCCCACGCCCUCCGGCUCCCGGGAGCGCAGCCCGCGGUCGCGCGCCCCAGCCCAGCUCCGCGGUGGCGGCCGGCAGAGAGAGCUUUGUGACGUCAGGCGGCGUCACGCGGGGCUGACCCGGCGGCGGCGGCGGCGGCGGCGGCGGUGGCGGGCGGGGGCGGCCUCCGGAGGCGGCGGGAGCAUGGAGCCGCGGGCCGGCUGCCGGUUGCCGGUGCGGGUGGAACAGGUCGUCAACGGCGCGCUGGUGGUCUCCGUGAGCUGUGGCGAGCGCAGCUUCGCCGGGAUCCUGCUGGACUGCACGAAAAAGUCUGGCCUCUUCGGCCUGUCUCCGUCCACUCUGCUGCCUGUGGCUGACAACCCCUCUGUUAUCAGCUGUCAUGGCCAGGUUCCUGAGGAGGGAACCGGAGAAGUGAUGCAGCUGGAAGCAGGACCUCUGCCUCCUCACCACAAAGACCCUGAGAAGGAUCAGCCUCCCAAGACAGAUGGACCUGAGCUGCCUCCACCUCUUAUACCACCUCUGCCUGCUGGGAAGCUGCCUCCCUUUCCACCUUACUUUGAGGGUGCUCCCUUCCCCCACCCGCUAUGGCUGAGGAACACCUACCAGCAGUGGGUGCCGCAGCCCCCACCCAGGACCAUCAAGCGGACCCGUCGGCGACUGUCCCGAAACCGGGAUCCUGGCAGACUCAUUCUUAGCACAAUCCGCUUGAGACCUCGCCAAGUACUGUGUGAGAAAUGCAAGAGUACUGUGAGUCCUCAGGAGGCCAGGCCUGGUCCCCUGAACACCCCCAAACCCCGCCGGAGGCAAGGCAGUGGCCCUGACAGUGAGCACCGCAAGCCAGAGGAACCAGAGGACAGCAACUCCAUAGCUGCGGCCACCCCAAGGAGGAGCAAAAGGGAGAAGCGGGAAGAGGACAAGGUCCCUGGAGAGCAUGUUCCACGCAGCCCAGUCAUCAAGAUCUCCUACAGCACGCCACAGGGCAAGGGUGAGGUGGUCAAGAUUCCAUCCAGAGUGCAUGGCUCCGUGGAGCCCUUCUGCCCCCAACAGUCUCUACAGAAUGGCAGCCAGGACUCAGAGGUAGUGAGGGAUGUGGAGCCCAGGGGUGGUGGAGACCGACCACCCAGUGGGCCUUCAGCCUCCAUUCCCAAGCUGAAGCUGACUCGUCCAGUGCCUCCUAUCUCAGACCUGCCCCCUCCCAAAAUCCGCCUGAAGCCCCACCGGCUGGGGGAUGGGGAGCAUGAGCCUCUGUACAGAGCUGAGCUCGUAGAGGAGCUGAAUGGAUGCCCACGAGGCCCCCUGGCCAGCUCUCCAGCUCUCUUUACUGAUGGCUCUACCCAUGGGCUGGAGGACUUGUCUUCCGGAAGUUCCGGUGAGGACGACGACCUCAAGAGGUUUCCCCAAGGUAAACAUGGUUUGGCUUUUGUCGACUGCCCUGGCAGGAAAGCAGACUGUACCAGUGAAUCUGUGUGCAGCACCGACAGCCUGGAUGAAUUGAAAUCGUCUGGUUCAGAAGUGACAUCUCCAGACACGGGAGACCUGUCAUCUGGCGACAGUGCCUCUGUACCGUCUGCUGACACUCGCCAGACAGUCCCUCCCCUCACGGUCAGGCUGCACACGCAGAGCGUCUCACAGUGUGUGACUGAAGAUGGAAGGACGGUGGCUGUAGGGGACGUUGUGUGGGGUAAGAUUCAUGGUUUUCCUUGGUGGCCAGCGCGUGUCCUUGACAUCAGCCUUGGCCAGAAGGAGGAUGGAGAGCCCUCUUGGCAAGAAGCAAAAGUCUCAUGGUUUGGGUCUCCAACUACAUCAUUCUUGUCUAUUUCAAAACUGUCCCCUUUCUCUGAAUUUUUCAAACUGAGAUUUAACCGUAAGAAGAAGGGGAUGUAUCGGAAAGCUAUAACUGAGGCUGCAAAUGCCACACAACAUGUGGCCCCAGAAAUAAGGGAGCUCUUGACCCAGUUUGAAAUGUAACUUUGGUUCCAGGUCACCGACAGUGAGGGUGCAGCUGCUGUCCUGGAACUUCUGACUUCUGUUCAAGGGGUCCAUGUGCCCCUGGCUGUCUGUGUGCAGAAACAUGCUGGGCACAGUGGUCGGCAUGACUCCAGGUCCCCAGAGAAGCAGGUGUGCAUGGGAAGGGGCCAAGCUCAGGACACCUGACUCCCCUUGGCGAAUGUAUCUGUCCCCGUGAUUCAGGCUUCGGCAUUCUGUGCUGAGGAGUGUCCUGGAGCUUGGUGACAUGUUUGCCGCUUUGUGUACUAGCAGCUGCAAGGCUUAGGCAUCCUGAAACAGAAGCAGGGACUUCUGCCCAGCCUGUGAGGCUGCUGGUGUGGGUGCCAGGCCUCCCUACGGGGCACCUUCCUCGGUCUGGCCUGGGCUAUUCAGCUAGAGCCACCCUGCAGGCUUGAGGAAACCAAAUUGCACGUAUGGGGUUCUCCUUCUCCAGCCCUUGGGUGUAGGGUCUCUGUGCACUUGAGCCAGGAAUCUGGUUGCACCUCCUCCACAUUCCACUCAAAGCAUGGGUCCUUGGGCUCCCAGCCCUGGCCUGCAAGUGCAAGGCCGCCUUGAUCUGAGAUGCUGCUAAGUCACCAGUACUGUGAGGGGGAGGGGGAGGGCAGAACUGAAAACAGGCCUCAGGUUAAGAGAUACACAGGGCUCUGCCCUGUGAGGCCACAUUCCUUUCUCCUCUGUCACUUUCAAGACCAAAAAGAAAACAGAAAGAAAAGAAAACUGUCUCUGUGCUUUUGUUUAAGCAUGAAGAGGACUAAAUGGAGUCUAUGCGUUGAGGCUCUUCCCUGAAGAGCCUCAGAGCUGCACCUGCCUGAC